Engraulis encrasicolus (European anchovy) is the source of this 2682-nucleotide messenger RNA. It is a transcript of the gene lhx2a, whose product is annotated as LIM homeobox 2a. Bases 856 to 2106 code for a protein of 416 amino acids. Gene Ontology annotation, cellular component: nucleus. Gene Ontology annotation, molecular function: DNA-binding transcription factor activity, RNA polymerase II-specific; RNA polymerase II transcription regulatory region sequence-specific DNA binding. The transcript has 5 exons. The record is from RefSeq and is a predicted model, not a curated record. Lineage: Eukaryota; Metazoa; Chordata; Actinopteri; Clupeiformes; Engraulidae. Gene Ontology annotation, biological process: regulation of transcription by RNA polymerase II; neuron differentiation.
ACUGCUGCGGACCCAGGAAGACACUGGGAGUAUUGACGAAGGAUUUGUUUUUAGAUGGAGCCAUUAUAGUCCAUCGUACCUUCGCAAAAAAACUGAAGGAAAAGCCUGUGGUAAAUUGAGAAAAAAAACGAGGAUAACAUCCGUUCUCUGAAGAACUGCUGGAGGUCAGAGACAGAGAUAAAGAAAGCUGCACACACCCUCGGAUGCAUACGGUCUGUUAUCCCGAAGCCUCAAGCAAACUCAGUGAGCACAGUCUUGCAUCAGCAUCAGCAAGCAUUGAAGCUUCAAGUCUGUCGGUGGUGUGUUUUUCCUCCUGCUACCAAGGAGCAUCUUUUUGUGCCUCCGUGUAGGCACUGGUGCUGCCGUUUAACAUUUCGUUGUCUGUGCUGUCAUCAGGAGUACGGGCACCAGUAUCCGACGUUUUUGGCUUCCAGCACCUCCUGUGUGCUUUCUGUAGCUCUACUGGCAUCACUGGUGUCGGGAAAGGCUUUAUGAAUCCUUAAUGAAUCAGUUGUAAACUGCACAUUAAGGAGGAUAUUUUUGGGACUUCACUGGAUACAUAGGAUCCAGCAGGCGAUCCUUUUCAGUGGGUAUGUUGCGUAUAUAUUGCAGGACUGUAUUUUUCUGAAGACGUACAAGAAAAAAAUCGUUUGAGUGAACUCUAUAAACAAUAUUCUAAUUGAUUUACAGUCGUUAAAUCACCAUUACACCGUAUUCUCGGUGGUGAACUAAUUCUAAAGUUCAUGCGUAAAACCUUUUGGUACAGGCUUAAGUGAAGGCCGGGCCUGUGUUUUUGCCCGAAGGAACUGACCCAAAGCAAGUGCAACAAACUUUCACUGAGCUGGCUUUAGUUUUAUGGAAGUUUUGGCUUUUAGAUCUGCGGAAACAACGUGUUCUUCCACAACAAUGCUCUUCCACGGCCUCCCCGGAGGCGAGAUGCAAGGAGUUAUCGAUGAAAUGGACCGGAGAGGCAAGGGAGACUCUGCCGCAAUCAGCUCGGCUAUCGACAUGGGUGAAACCGAAGCGAGCCUGACGUCCAUCAACAGCGAGCGGGUGGCCCUGUGUGCCGGAUGCGGGGGAAAGAUAUCCGACCGCUACUACCUGCUGGCGGUGGACAAGCAGUGGCAUAUGCGCUGUCUCAAAUGUUGCGAAUGUAAACUCAACUUGGAGUCGGAGCUUACCUGCUUCAGCAAAGAUGGCAGCAUAUACUGCAAGGAAGACUAUUACAGCAGGAGAUUUUCCGUGCAGAGAUGUGCCCGGUGUCACCUUGGGAUAUCAGCGUCGGAGAUGGUUAUGCGCGCGAGAGACUUGGUGUAUCACCUGAACUGUUUCACGUGCACCACAUGCAACAAAAUGCUUACAACGGGAGACCAUUUUGGAAUGCGCGACAACUUGGUGUACUGUCGACUGCACUUCGAGACACUCAUACAAGGGGAAUAUCAGGCCCAUUUUAAUCACACGGACGUAUCCACAGUGAAGGGACUUGGUGCGGGCACUGCAAACUCUCUGGGACUUCCCUACUACAACGGAGUGGCAACGGUGCAGAAAGGGAGACCAAGGAAGAGAAAAAGUCCCGGGCCUGGAGCUGAGCUAGCGGCUUACAAUGCAGCCCUGAGCUGCAACGAGAACGACGGCGACCACCUGGACCGCGACUCGCACUACAGCUCAGGACAGAAGUCCAAGCGCAUGCGCACCUCCUUCAAGCACCACCAGCUACGCACCAUGAAGUCCUACUUCGCCAUCAACCACAACCCCGACGCCAAGGACCUCAAGCAGCUCGCGCAGAAGACCGGCCUCACCAAACGGGUACUGCAGGUAUGGUUCCAGAACGCUCGCGCCAAGUUCCGACGGAACCUGCUCCGGCAGGAGAGCACCGGCGUGGACAAGGUGUCUGACGGCUCCACGCUCCCCGGCGGCUCUCCCUCGGGACCCCCCUCGGAGCUCUCCAACGCCUCCAUGAGCCCCUCCAGCACCCCCUCGGCCCUCACCGACCUCACCAGCCCCUCCAUGCCCAACGUCAACCCCGUGCUCACGGCCGUGCCGGGGGGGAUGGACCCCCAUGACUCCAUGAGCCCGGGCCAGACCACCCUCACCAGCCUAUUCUGAUGGCAAACUGGGAGGGGAUACUAGAACUUUUCCUCUCUCACACACACUCUCUCACUCGUGUGCUCGGUGUCACCACCACCAACCUCAGCACCGACUGAAGCACUAAGUGGCCAUGGCAGACUGAGAGGGGAUACUUGAACCUUCCUCUCGCUCAAAAACUCUCACUCACUCGCUCGUGGUGUGUGUGCUCUGCCUCCCUGGUCCUCUUGGUGACACCAUGACCACCACCACUAACCUGAGACAACUUGAGCACCAACAGAAGCACUAAGUUGCCAGCAUCAUCUUAUCGAUGCUCCAGUCCGAACCUCUCUCCCCUCCCGGUUCCUCUCUCCUUGGAGCUCUCUGGAGCUCCCAGCCUGGAGUUUGUUUUCUCGCAGCGCAGGCAGGGCCUAAGCCUUUCGCUCGCUCGCUCUCUCGCUCGGUCUGUGUGUGGAAGGUAGCAGUUGGUGUUGUUGACUCUGGAGAAAAGUCUCCUGGCUCGUUGUUUGUGUCAAUGUCUCUGCCAUGUUUACAGGUCCGCGUGACUAAUCGGCCUCACUGUCAAGACACAUGUCCUUCUCAUUACUCCAUCUUCUC